This is a messenger RNA of Ramularia collo-cygni, 1446 nucleotides long. RefSeq lists its product as uncharacterized. The record is from RefSeq and is a predicted model, not a curated record. The transcript has a single exon. Lineage: Eukaryota; Fungi; Ascomycota; Dothideomycetes; Mycosphaerellales; Mycosphaerellaceae. The coding region runs from base 1 to 1446 and encodes 481 amino acids.
AUGAUCCACGUGUUACCCUUUGAGAUUCUCUCCGACAUCCUCCUUCUCGCCGCCAAGGCGAAUGAGGAGGAAAACGAACGCUUUACAUAUGGUCUCUCCCAGACCUCUCUCCCUCUCGAGCKCGCAAAACUCUCCCGCUAURUCCGUGGACCCGUGACGGCCGAACAUCUGCGAUGGGAUGCCACCCAGUCCAUCCGUCAAGUUUGCUCGCGCUGGCACGACUGGGCUCUUUCCUACAACCUCGAGCAUGUGUUUGAACGAAAGGGCUGCGGAUCCGAAAGAUGGGCUGAACUAUCGCGCAACCGCCGCAAGUACAGUAUCUACGAACUGAUCGAUCGACCGUCCGGCCAUUCCGUCUUUCAAGAUCCCGUCGGUUCCCUCCGCAAGACCGACAAUACCUUCCACAACCUUCCCCAUCUCACCAAACAUGUCCGACGACUGUGGUUCAACGGCUUCCACACCGCCGAGACCGACAAGCACAUCCUCUCCAUUGUCUCCGAGUGCGACCAUCUCCAGUUCCUUAGUGUGCCCUGGACCAUCCUUCGUCGGAGUACAGUGGAUGACUGGAUCGAUUUGUUGAACCUCAACACCGGUCAUGGAAGCGCCCUGCAAUCUCUGGAGAUGUUGGCCGUCUGUCUGCCCAAGAACCAGGCCCAAGCGCUCGAGCAUGGUACCACUUCCAACCCAUUGUUGGAUCCUCGAGUCGAUUUCUCCGGCCUGAAGCGUCUGAAGAUCUUCGGCAACACCCUACACAACCCAAUCACCGACACCGACCUCUCCCUCAUCGCCCGCACCGCCACCAACCUCGAAGCGCUGGAUGUCUCCAACAUCAGCACCAUCUCGGUCGCCGGCGUUCUAGCCCUUGUCAAGGCCUCGGCUCGUACCCUGCAAGUCCUGGAGCACUCUCCCCGCUCCGACGAUGGCUUCUACCACCCCAACCCCGGCCAGAUCCCCGAUGACGAACACGUCUGCACUCUUCUGACAUCUCUUCCCCGAAUGCGCGACUUGAGCGUCAGCAUCCCUACCAUGUGCCCCUCCCUCUUCAGCGACGAGAAUGUGCAAUGGGAAGGAGAAUGCCAAGUCCGCGCGCUGGACAUUUGUGGCUGUUCCCCUUCCACCCCCGGUCCCAAGCGUGCCAUUGCGUUGAAGAAAGUGUUGAAUGCAGCAAAGGGACUGAUGGCCGCCCGCGAACGCAUGCGCAAGAAUCUCUCCCUCGAACUCUUCUUCGCCGGCUGUAUCUUCGACGUCGGCAAGGGAUUGGUGCAUGGUGACUUUGUCGUCGCAGAGGUUCGCAGUCAUGGAAUCUGGCCACGGCACCGCACCGUCAGCAUGAAGGGACCCUAUGGAACGACGGGCGUGUAUGGAAAGGAGGAAGGAGCUGUGUGGGAUGCGGUGGGAGAGGAGGAGUUUCUCGAGGGAGUGGAGAAGGGGUGGAUUCAGCUGUGA